Cryptosporidium muris RN66 is the source of this 651-nucleotide messenger RNA. RefSeq lists its product as uncharacterized. NCBI's taxonomy places the organism in Eukaryota, Apicomplexa, Conoidasida, Eucoccidiorida, Cryptosporidiidae. Bases 1 to 651 code for a protein of 216 amino acids. The transcript has a single exon. The record is from RefSeq and is a predicted model, not a curated record.
AUGUGGGUUAUAAAUUCAUAUAGUAAUGAACAGAAGAGUGAAGUGAUGUUAAAUACAUCGAACUGUGUAAAUUUUAUUCAUUUGGUAUAUUCUCAUCCUAAAAGAAAUUCACUAAAUUUUCUUAAUAAUAAAUUGUGUAUAUUAUAUAUGAAGUAUUUUUUCUUAUUCAAACGGUUAAUAUACAUGAGAAAUAGGCCCUAUAGGCAUUAUGAUCCUCCCUAUUCUUAUUACAAUAAUAAACUGAAUAGAUUUUACUCAAAGAUACUGAAGAUUGAAAAUAAAAUAAUAUUAAUAAAAGGUAAUAGGGAAAAAAAGAGUUGCAAUUACCCAAUAGAAGAUGAUAUAACUUUUAUAAGUCCUAGAUCUUUAAUAAAUCGUGAUAAAGAGGAGAUUAAAAUGAUAAUUGGUCAAACUAAAAAUAUUAUCUCCAAGUAUAAAGCUACAAUUAUGAAGUUAAGACAUGAAUUUAAUGACUGUUAUUAUUGUAGAAGAAGAGAUCUAAGAAAUUGCUGUAAUUGCCUUUAUAUGGAACUUCGAAGAGAUUACAUUGAAUUUUUAAUACAGGAAUUAUCUUUGGAUUUGAAGGAAAUGGAAAAUAUCAAAUUUGGUAAAUCUCCUAAAUCUAAGUAUAGAACAUUGUCUUGUAAAUAA